Messenger RNA from Rubroshorea leprosula, 1914 nucleotides. The record is from the annotation of a GenBank genome assembly. NCBI's taxonomy places the organism in Eukaryota, Viridiplantae, Streptophyta, Magnoliopsida, Malvales, Dipterocarpaceae.
GAAGUUUGCAUAGUAUCCAAAUAUGUAGACAAGCACCGAAAAUCUCUCACUUGUUUUUUGCUGAUGAUAGUUUUCUGUUCCUUCGAGCCACUGAGACUGAAGCCAGAAAUUUAAUGGUUAUUCUGCGAGGCUAUGAAGCUGCAUCUGGCCAAGUGAUCAACUUGCAAAAAUCCUCCAUUACCUUUAGCAAUAACGUGCAACAGAGGACACGAAGCUGUAUCUCCACAGUCUUGGGCAUGAUAGAAGUCGAGCUUCCGGGAAGGUAUCUGGGCCUCCCUACUUACAUAGGCAGAUCAAGAACAACCGUUUUCUCUGGCCUAAAGAACAGAUUCUGGGCACGCAUAAGUGAGUGGCGAGAACAGCCACUAUCUCGCGCUGGUCGAGAAGUUCUCAUUAAAUCAGUGUUACAAUCUCUCCCAACUUACUUGAUGAGUCUUUUCCUCUUACCGGCCUCUCUAUGUACCGAUCUGGAGCGUAUUAUGAAUAGAUACUGGUGGGGAGGAGGGGAGGACGACCACAAGAUCCAUUGGAUGGAAUGGAAGAAGCUUGCCACCUCAAAGAGAACAGGGGGCUUAGGCUUCCGAGCUAUGCGAGAUUUCAACCUAGCGAUGCUAGGAAAGCAAGGCUGGAGGCUCUUAACAUACCCGGAUUCCUUAGCAGCGAGACUUAUGAAGGCAAAAUACUUUCCCCGUUCGGACGUGCUUCAUGCAGAGCUAAAAUCUCCCUGUAGUUUCACCUGGCGCAGCAUCUGGUACUCAGCAACUCUGUUAAAGCAAGGUUGUAGACGCCUGAUUGGAGAUGGUCGAAGUACAAAGAUAUGGGGUGACCCCUGGCUCCCUGGCAAUAUGCAAUUUUAUGUUCAGUCACCCCGGCCUCAUGGGUGUGACCUUCGGUUUGUAAGUGAACUAAUUGAUGAAGAAACGAACUCGUGGCGAAGAGAUUUGGUCCUUGAGACUUUCACUGCACAUGAAGCUCAACUGAUAUUAGCCAUGCCUUUGAGCUGGAUGAGGAGGGAAGAUAGCUGGAUGUGGCACUUUACCAAGCAUGGUAAUUACACUGUCAAAUCUGGUUACUAUAGAGCUCCUGGUAUGGCAAGGUCCCAUGAUGGGUCGUCCGCAUCCUCAACAGUCUUUGGAGGCAACCGGAUAUGGUCCCUUAAUAUCCCAGAAAAGGUGCGCUUGCUUGUUUGGAGUGCUUACCAAAAUGUUAUCCCUACAAAGGACAAUCUCCAUAAAAAACAUGUUGAUGUGGACUUGGAAUGCCCGUUGUGUGGGGUGGAGAGGGAAUCUGUUUUCCAUUGUUUUGUCUCUUGUUCCCUAGCCCGUGCAGUAUGGCUAGGUUGUCCUUUAAACCUGAGGGUCUCUGAACUCCCUGGGGAUGACUUUGCAAAUUUUUUUGAUACCACAGCCAGCGUCUUAGGGGCAGAGCAGCUAGAACUUGUCUGUCUGUUGUGUUGGAAUUUAUGGACAUGCCGGAAUGCUGCUCUCUGGAAUAAUUCUCGCAUUAACCCACAGCACAUCAUCCAGCGCACUAUGCACUUUAUGAGGGAAUAUAGGACAGCUAUACUAUCGAGAGGCAGAGGGGCAGCAGUAGUGCAGCAAGCUAGUGAAACCAGAUGGCACCCUCCAGAUCCCGGAUUUAUAAAGUUAAAUGUAGAUGGAGCAAUAUCUGUCCAGAACAGAUGUUUUGGUAUGGGUGCUUUGGCGCGUAACCAUGCAGGGGCGGUACUUGCAGCUAUGGCAUGCAAAGGCCAGGGGGCAGUGGAUGCUGCAGUGGCUGAAGCCUGCAAAUCCAUAAGUGCAGAGACAUGUCGAACUCUAGCUCAUCUCAUCAACCUAAAGAUAAACUAGGUCUAUCUUUGGUGUUAAAAAUCAAGGAUUUCCGAGAAGAAAAAAAUGAAAUGAAAAACUGAAU